CCAAUCAAAAGCAAGAAGUCUGAAGCAGUGUGCGAUUCGGAACUUUGACUGACAAGCCGUUUGCCCCACAACGAUUCGUAAAGGUUCCGAACUUCGAACUUUGUAAGCAGUAUUUCCAAUGCGAAGUUUUCAGUCGCGGGCGAUGUUUUGAUGUCUCAGCAAGCUCAAUCCAAGUGAUUAUGCCCUGUUCAAUGCCUUCCCACCUCAUCCAGUGGCCUUACUGGGCUUGAGACACCGCUCUGGCACAUCUACUGCUUCCUCUUGAUGCCGAACCUCCUCCACUACCAGAUGUUGGAUGGCUUUCUGAUGGAGACAUGUGUGGACUCAGUCGAGUCAGCCAUAAAUGCAGAAAGGGGAGGUGCUGGUCGUAUUGAACUCUGCUCUAACUUGCUGGAGGGAGGAACGACGCCCAGCACAGGUCUGUUGCAGGUCGUCAAAGAGAACGUGAAGAUUCCAGUGUAUGUUAUGAUUCGUCCUCGUGGUGGGGAUUUCCUGUAUUCAGACUGGGAGCUUGAGGUGAUGAAGAGAGACAUUGAGCAGAUGAAGAAUCAUGAGGCAGAUGGACUAGUAUUUGGAGUGCUGACAGAAGACGGACAUGUGGAUUCUGAGCUUUGCAUGGAUCUUCUGGCAGCAUCUCGUCCUCUGCCAGUUACAUUUCACAGAGCAUUUGAUAUGGUCCUUGAUCCAGUGGUUGCACUAGAAACGCUGGUCUCCCUGGGCUUUGAAAGGAUUUUGACCAGUGGUUGUGACAGCUCUGCACUGGAAGGUUUACCAGUAAUUAAACGACUAGUGGAACAGGCAAAAGGCAGAAUAGUCAUAAUGCCAGGAGGUGGAAUCACUGAACGGAAUCUUCAGAGGAUUCUUGAAGGUUCUGGGGUGCAAGAGUUCCAUUGUUCGGCUCGCUCCAGUAGGGACUCCACUAUGAAAUACAGAAUAACCAUCCAACAAUGGAUCCAGCAGCAGCAUGGCCACCAGCAAUGUGCCUACUUAUGCUUCUGCUCCCUUAAAGACUACACCCACGGUGGCUUCAGCCCACAAGUCCGCUCCAGGGGGCGCUUUCGUACAUGAAUCCACUCCAGAGGCCACUUCAGCCCAUGAGUCCCCUUGACUCAGCCAAGAUGGCGGUUCCUGAGUCCCCUGUGUUACCUGUCUCAUCCAAGAUGGCCGUUCUCGAGUUCCCUGUACUCCCUGACUCUGCAAAAGGGGAUGUUUUAGAGCCUUAUGAACUCUCAGAAUCAACCAAAAUGGCCGCCUCUGAACUUCCUGUGCUCCUUUCCACUGCCAAGAUGGUUGCCCCUGAGCUUCCUGCCAUGUUCAAGAUGGCCAACCUGGUCUCUCCUGUGUCCAGGCCUUCGACACCACCGGCUCCUCCUUGGUCACCACCUCUGCCCUGGCCUCUUACACAUAUGGCUCCUACCUGGUUCCCAGUUCCUCCCUGGCCCCUGACACCACCGGCUCCGCCCUAGUUUCCGCCUACUUAGGCUCCAUACUGCUGCCCUGCUGCUCUGCCGCCGGAUCCGCCCUGCUGCUCCGCUGCUCCUCCCUGGUGCCCUGCUGCUUUUUAGAAUGAAACACUUUUAAUUACUACUUCAUACUUGUUUUAAUGCCUGACAACAGACACAGAAAAUGAUGUCAAUGAGAACAGCUUUAUUGGGAACACUGCUGUUUUUAAAUAAAGUAUGUGACAGUUCAGAAGGGAAAAGUCCCAGCACUAGUCUGAUUCUAAACACAAAUGUAAUGUGAUGACAUCACAAAUAUCGAAAUAUGGUAAUUAGUACAUCAAGAAUCAUAUCAAAUAGUGAUCUAAAAAAAAUGUAUUUGAUUCGAGUCGUGAGGUACCAAAUUAUUCCCAGAACUAAUAUUUGUACUAAAAACGUGCCAAAAAUACUUUGAAGUUAAUUUUUUGGGAGUUCAGGUUUGAUCCACUUUGUUUCUCUCCUAUGUACACGGCCACACUUGUGUAAACACAAGAUUUUUUAACACACACACAGAACAGACAUCUAGCACAGGGGUUCCCAAACUUUAGCAAUCCUGGACCCAUUGACAAAAGUGUUUGUUUAGGUUUUGAUUUAAAUUUUGAACAGAAAUCAUUUACUGCACCUUAACACUCACCCAGUAGACACUACCAGGAGGUCAAUUAAUUGGGGGCUUGGUUAUUACAGCGUUUCCCCAUACUAGCGGAGGAAAUGAAGUUGAUUUUUUUGUAGCGAAUUCAAUAUUAUUGCAGAAUAUUUACUGCUUACAGACUGUGCUUCUAGUACAUUUGUGUUGUUUCUGAUAUCUUCUCUAGAAAUCCAAAUGUGAGUAUGGGAGGCUCUCUGUCUGUACCAGAAUAUGCUAUAAAAGUGGCAGAUGGGACAAAAGUGCGCACAUUGAAUGCCAUUGCGAAGAACACUCUCUGAAUAUCC
Triplophysa rosa is the source of this 2408-nucleotide messenger RNA. It is a transcript of the gene cutc, whose product is annotated as cutC copper transporter homolog (E. coli). Bases 265 to 1068 code for a protein of 267 amino acids. NCBI's taxonomy places the organism in Eukaryota, Metazoa, Chordata, Actinopteri, Cypriniformes, Nemacheilidae. The record is from RefSeq and is a predicted model, not a curated record. Gene Ontology annotation, molecular function: copper ion binding. The transcript is spliced from 11 exons.